AUGCCAACACCGUUAGAAAAAGUGAUCCCUUUGGCUGAAGAGAGACCCAAAGCUGUCCUGAGUCUGAGCCCCAGCUGGACUCCAGUAUUCAGUGGAGAGACCGUCACUCUCACAUGCAGCAUACAGGGAGAGUCCACAUCAGACUGGAUCUACAGCUGGUUUAAAGGACAGCAGCAGGUUUACCCACGACAUCAAGACUGGAGUAACAGCAAUGAAUAUAGACUUCAGUCUGUACAGGAGGACAGCAGUGUGGUCUACGGCUGCAGAGGAAGACGAGCUGAUGAUGUGUUUUCAGAGAGACCCAAGGCUGCUGUGACUCUGACACCUGCCAGUAGAAACAUAUUCAGAGGAGAGUCUGUUACCCUCAGGUGUGAGAUCCCAGAGUGGACAGACACAGACUGGGACUACAGCUGGUAUUUAAAGAGAAUCUCAAACUCUCAUGUAGCCUCCAGUCAGGAUCAGGAGUACAGAAUCAGUUCUGCUGCUGAUGGAGACUCUGGUGAAUACACCUGCAGAGGGAGACAGAGAGCCACCACACAGAGUUCACAGACCAGUGAUGGGAUUAGACUGACUGUCUCAGAGAGACCCAAAGCUGUCCUGAGUCUGAGCCCCAGCUGGACUCCAGUAUUCAGUGGAGAGACCGUCACUCUCACAUGCAGCAUACAGGGAGAGUCCACAUCAGACUGGAUCUACAGAUGGUUUAAAGGACAGCAGCAGGUUUACCCACAUCAAGGCUGGAGAUACAGCAAUGGAUUAAGACUUCAGUCUCUACAGGAGGACCAGAGUGGGGACUACAGCUGCAGAGGAAGGAGAACAGAAGAUGCAAAGGAUUCUCAUCAGAGUGAUGAUGUAACUCUGACUGUUUCAACCCGACCCACAGCUACAUUAACAGUAGAGCCCCGGAGUCCUGUGUUCACUGGAGAGACGGUCACUCUGAAGUGUGUGAUAGAGUCUCUCAGUGGCUGGGUGUAUAUAUGGUAUAAAGACAGGGAUAACAAGGUUGUGUUUGAGGGAGACACAUUUACUCUAAAAGAAGUUACUGAAUCACAUAACAGCAAGUACUGGUGCAAGGGAGAGAGAAAAGAAAGACCCACAUCAUCUCAAAUCAGCGGUGAAACAACUGUUAAAGUUCAAGCAUCAAAGCCCAAACUCACAUUAAAUCCAGGCCACCAGCUCCUCACAGGAGACUCAGACUCUGACAUAGACACACAGACCUCUGAUCCUGUGGUCCAGACUGAUGGAAACUCCUACAGCAUCAUCUCUGUUCAAGUCUCUGAUGGAGGACAGUACUGGUGCAGAGCUGGGAGAGGAGACCCAGUCUAUCACACACAGUACAGUGAUGAAGUUGAGAUAAAGGUUACAGAAAGACCAGAAGCUACUGUUUCCUUUAAAUCAAGCUGGACAGAGUUCUUCAGUGGAGAAAAGGUCUCUCUCAGAUGUGACAUAAAGAGUGGGGAGAGCAGUGACUGGGAGUACAGCUGGUUUAGGGAUGGAGUCUAUAAGCCUGAAAAGGAACAUGAAAUCAAUCCAUCCCAAAGUGGUAACUAUACUUGUAAAGGACAAAGGAAACGUGAUAAAACAGAAUCAGAAGAAAGUGUUGCUGUUGGUAUUACAGUUUCUUCAGAGAAAGCCCAGGCAGUUCUGGGUUCCCUUUCACAGAUGUGGCUGACUGAAGGAGACUCAGUGACUCUGAGCUGUGAGGUUAGAGGCUCCACUACAGGCUGGAGAUUCCACUGGUACAAGACUGCCCCCUACAGUCCUGGAUAUUCUUUACAGCUGGUCUCAGACAGCAUCAGUGGAGCUGGAGGCUCCUACACUCUCAGCCCAGCUGCUCUUAGACACACAGGGGUUUAUGUGUGCAGAGCAGAGAGAGGAGAGCCAGCCUAUCACACAGAGUUCAGCCAACCUCAGCCACUCUGGGUCACAGGCGUGUCUCCUCCAGCUUCUGUGAUCAUCCACUCAAACUGGACCCAGAUCUUUACAUACGAGUCUCUCUCACUGAGCUGUGGGGUUCAGGGCAACUCUACUGGACUGAGGUGGUUCACAGGCAGAGGAGGGGAAUCAAAGUGUCCCACUGACUGGAGAUCAGAAACAGGAUCCACCUGCACCAUCAGAUCAGCAGCAUCAUCAGACAGUGGAGUGUACUGGUGUCAGUCUGAGUCUGGAGAGCAGAGUAAUCCUGUCAACAUCACAGUGCACACUGGUGAUGUGAUCCUGGAGAGUCCUGCCCAUCCUGUGACUGAGGGAGAUCCUCUGACCCUGCGCUGUAGAUAUCGCUAUAAGCCAUCAAACAUCAGUGCUGACUUCUAUAGAGAUGGGACACUCCUCCAGACCUCCACCACAGGGGAGAUGACCAUCCCUGCAGUCUCAGAGUCACAUGAAGGAGUCUAUAUGUGCAGGAACCCAGAGAAAGGAGAGUCACCAGAGAGCUGCGUCACA
Clupea harengus (Atlantic herring) is the source of this 2439-nucleotide messenger RNA. RefSeq names its product Fc receptor-like protein 5. The annotation marks the transcript as partial. Lineage: Eukaryota; Metazoa; Chordata; Actinopteri; Clupeiformes; Clupeidae. The record is from RefSeq and is a predicted model, not a curated record. The transcript has 13 exons.